CCUGCGAUCCUCGACAUCAUCCAACGACAUCAACGGCCUCAUCCCCCCUCUCAACGGCAGCCUGGACAGGCAAACUGCAAGUUCCAUCAUUCCUUUAUCCGUGUCAGCAACCGAUACAUCCCAUCACUAGGCCGCACGUUCCAUUAUCUCAUCGGAAAGCGUAUCAUCGUCAACCACCCGAGCCGCGCCAGCCAGCCACUCCCGACUCUUCCUCCCUCUCUCACCCCCGAGGUUGCUCCAACCAUAUCAUACCUUUCAAGAUGAAGCCUGUCGUCUCAGCCCUAAACGCAUGGUCCUGCGUGGUCAUCUCCGUCUUCGCCAUCGUUAUCCUCUCCGUUUUGGGAUCGCUAUACAAGAGCGAACACCCCGGUUUCACUGGCUCCGAAGGCGAACCUGAAGAUGGCGCCGCGGUCGCAGCUUCGAUUUUCACGGCCGUGUUGGUGUAUAUUGUAUGUUUGAUGCCCCGUAUUAUUACAUUUUUGGAUUGGAAUGGGCGAGACAAGAAGAGGAAGACAGAGGAAGAGAAACGAUGGAUUGCUAACCGAUUGAUUAAUCGUAUAGGCUUUCUUCGUGUUCUGCGCUUUCCAGGCUUACUUGCACAUGAGGGCCCGGAGGGGCGGUGCUAUAUCGUUGAGUUAAAGGAUAUUCAACAACAUUGCUUUGCGAAUUCGAGGUUGGCUUAGGGUGGAUUGCGUCGCUUCGUCGUCUUGCUGGAGAAAGAGGAGGGGU
This is a messenger RNA of Aspergillus welwitschiae, 729 nucleotides long. RefSeq lists its product as uncharacterized. The record is from RefSeq and is a predicted model, not a curated record. NCBI's taxonomy places the organism in Eukaryota, Fungi, Ascomycota, Eurotiomycetes, Eurotiales, Aspergillaceae. The transcript has 3 exons. Bases 261 to 683 code for a protein of 140 amino acids.